ACAAAUUUAGCGCGAAUUCUGGUUGCCGUCAACUUUUUGUGGUUAAUAUUUGCCAAUGAAAUACACCUUAGAAGGCAGCAAUGCAAGGGUCAUCGCCAAAGCCGUACAAUCCCUGUCCAAGGUGGGCAAGGAAAUGUUCAUUGAGAUCGAUCCCCAAGGAUUGCAAAUGAGGGCCAUAAAUGCCACUCAAUCGGCUGUGGGGAGCAUAUUCUUCAAGCGUUCCAUGUUUGAGGUCUUUGAUACGCCUUCCAACUCGGGUUUCUAUUGCAAAAUCUCCAUGAAGGGUUGCUUGGCUGUUUUUAGGAAUAUGAACGAGGUGGAGUACUGUGAGCUCAACAUACUGGACGAUCAAACCAGUUUGCAGGUGAAUCUGCGCUGCAAGCUGGAGACAACCAAGGAGGCCACCAUUUCCAUCAUUGAUGAUCAAAACAUCAAUACAAACAUCGACACAGACCAGAUGCCAAAUGUAAUCCGCGGCGAUCACAAACUAUUCACGGACAUAUCCAACAAUUUCAACACCACCGAGGAGGAGCUUACCUUGGAGGCAAACUCUGGCAGCUUGGUGGCCAAGAACUACAUAGAAGGAGCCCGGGUGAAUGAUAAGUUUAUGCGAACGCAACUGAAACUCAAGCCCAAUGAGUUUGACCAGUACCAGGUGACCAAGGAGACUGUCAUUACCUUUUGCAUCAAGGAGUUUCGCGCCUUUCUCCUCUUCGCCGAGUGCCUGAAUGCCUCCCUAAACCUGGAGUUCGAUGAAGCCGGUCGCCCAUUUCUUUUGAAAGUCAAGAAACACGGAGAGAUUGAGUGCUUGCUUAUUAUGUCCACGCUGUCGCCGGAUGACGUGAGCUUCUCGGAUGAUUACUGUCAACGGGAUUUGAGUGCCCAGGAUGAAGAUGUGCGAUGUGCGGCAGCGUCGGCAGCAAAAGCUGCGAGCAAGCGAAAGAGCAGCACUCCCGGACCAAGUGUGGCCAGCAAACGCAAGAGCAACCAACCCGAACCGGCUGCAGUGCAGCGAAAAAGGAUAGUGCAGGAGGAAAGCCAGUCGCUAGAGAGUAGUUUGGAAACUCCUCUUUUCCAGUUCAGAAACUCUGAGGCACAGCAGGCUUCUGUGCAGCAGCCACGAAACCUAGCGGAAGUGGACACUGUGGUUUUGAUUGAAGACGAGGCAGAUGAGGAAGCUCUGAUGCUGGCCGCCGCAGAUGCUGCUUUAGAAGCAAGUAUAGCACCGGUUACGGUACCGCCCAGCACGGAGGUGUGCUUCUACAACUCUGAAGAUACACCGGCUCCCGAGAUGCCCUCCGAUGAGGAUGAAACCAUACCUCCGUCGCCGGAGCGACCCACCAAAAUGCGAACCAUAUUUUCACGGUGCUUUCAGAACACCUACGUCCCUCGGGAGCCGUCGCCCAAUAGUCAGGCCUAUGCGCCCAAUUCCGAUACUGAAGAUUAGCAUAUAAUUUGAUCGUUUAACUCGGCAAAUACAAAUAUAAGGAUAGAUUA
This is a messenger RNA of Drosophila kikkawai, 1497 nucleotides long. RefSeq names its product cell cycle checkpoint control protein Rad9 (gene Rad9). Gene Ontology annotation, cellular component: checkpoint clamp complex. The record is from RefSeq and is a predicted model, not a curated record. NCBI's taxonomy places the organism in Eukaryota, Metazoa, Arthropoda, Insecta, Diptera, Drosophilidae. Gene Ontology annotation, biological process: DNA replication checkpoint signaling; mitotic intra-S DNA damage checkpoint signaling; cellular response to ionizing radiation.